UCGCGCGCUGUCCGCCGCUGGUGUGCUCCCAUCCCCAGCGGAACAAAGAAGCAAAACCCACCCAUGCCCACCGUUUCCACCACCUCCUCCUCCACCAUCUCGAGCUCCGCUUCAAUCUCCAUCCCGAAGGUUCGGUGCUUCGACCCCGCGAGCUCCAGUCCCGCGUCCUUCAAUCACCACCGGCGCCGCUCCAUGAGCCACGGCAACUGCUCCCCGGUUGCGACGCGCGCCUCGAACGGCGGCGCCACGGCGACGGGCUCGCCGCCGCCGAUCGCCGACCGGAAGAUCGUCGCCGGAGAGGCCGGCUACGUCCUCGAAGACGUCCCUCACUUGACCGAUUACUUACCUGACCUCCCUACGUAUCCUAAUCCGUUGCAAGACAAUCCCUCCUAUUCGGUAGUCAAGCAGCAUUUCGUCAAUGUGGACAUUACGGUGGCCCAAAAGAUUGUUGUUCACAAGAAUAGCCCGAGAGGGACCCAUUUUCGGCGAGCUGGACCUCGGCAGAAGGUGUAUUUUGAAUCAGAUGAAGUGCACGCCUGUAUUGUAACAUGUGGGGGCCUGUGCCCUGGCCUGAAUACUGUCAUUAGAGAAAUAGUCUGCGGUCUAUACCACAUGUAUGGAGUCAGCGAAGUUCUUGGUAUAGAGGGAGGUUACAGAGGCUUUUAUGCACGGAACACAAUUACUUUGACGCCCAAGGUCGUUGAUGACAUACACAAACGUGGUGGAACUAUCCUUGGGACCUCAAGAGGGGGCCAUAGCACCUCAAAGAUUGUUGACAGCAUAGAGGACAGGGGCAUCAAUCAGGUUUACAUAAUUGGAGGAGAUGGAACUCAGAAAGGUGCUUCAGUUAUCUUUGAGGAAAUUAGAAGGCGUGGCCUGAAAGUAGCAGUUAUUGGUAUUCCCAAGACCAUUGAUAAUGAUAUUCCGGUUAUAGACAAGUCUUUUGGUUUUGAUACUGCUGUGGAGGAAGCACAGCGAGCUAUAAAUGCAGCUCAUGUCGAGUCUAUAAGCAUCGAGAAUGGAAUUGGCGUUGUUAAAUUAAUGGGUCGCUAUAGUGGCUUCAUAGCGAUGCACGCUACUCUUGCCAGUCGAGAUGUGGACUGUUGCUUGAUCCCAGAAUCCCCUUUUUAUCUUGAAGGCCCUGGUGGUCUUUUUGAAUACAUUGAGAGAAGACUUAAAGAGGAUGGGCAUAUGGUCAUUGUCAUAGCUGAGGGUGCAGGACAAGAGCUCCUAUCUGAAAGCAUGCGUACCAUGGAACAGGCAGAUGCUUCUGGAAACAAGCCACUUCAAGAUGUUGGCCUCUGGAUUUCUCAGAAAAUUAAGGAUCACUUUGCAAGGAUGCGGAAGAUGGCAAUAAAUCUCAAGUACAUAGAUCCCACGUACAUGAUUCGUGCUAUUCCCAGCAAUGCCUCCGAUAAUGUGUACUGCACUCUCCUGGCUCAUAGUGCCGUUCAUGGUGCAAUGGCAGGCUAUACAGGAUAUACCGUUGGCCCUGUCAAUGGGAGACACGCUUACAUUCCGUUUUAUCGAAUUAAUGAGAGUCAGCACAAGGUCGUUAUAACAGACAGGAUGUGGGCAAGGCUUCUGUCUUCCACCAAUCAGCCAAGCUUCUUGGACCCAAAAGAGGUCGCGAGGAAAAAGACAGAAGAAACACACCAGCCAGAGACAUCGUAUAAUCAACUGGAGGCAGCGACGGCCAAGCAAAAUGAGUAGAGAGCACCUGCCAGAAAUUUAAUGGCCACCUAUUCGAAAUUGUUCCUCGAGGUAGGAAGAUCUCGAUAAAUAUUAUCCUCCUACAGUCCUUGCUCAUGGAUGUAAUUUUGUAGAGUUCCAUUACCGAAUGCUCGAUAAUGAUGCUCGGCGGCAGAUGUAUUGUUGUGGCCGACGUUCGCACGAGGGAUGUUGUACAGAAGAAGGGAAAUGAUGAUAAAAUAAGCACCAUAUGAAGAAUAAUUUUACGGCUUAAAUAUAAA
Syzygium oleosum is the source of this 1973-nucleotide messenger RNA. RefSeq names its product ATP-dependent 6-phosphofructokinase 3-like. The record is from RefSeq and is a predicted model, not a curated record. Bases 64 to 1713 code for a protein of 549 amino acids. Gene Ontology annotation, cellular component: cytoplasm. The transcript has 13 exons. Gene Ontology annotation, molecular function: 6-phosphofructokinase activity; ATP binding. Gene Ontology annotation, biological process: fructose 6-phosphate metabolic process; glycolytic process. Lineage: Eukaryota; Viridiplantae; Streptophyta; Magnoliopsida; Myrtales; Myrtaceae.